This is a messenger RNA of Sorex fumeus (smoky shrew), 4884 nucleotides long. RefSeq names its product insulin receptor substrate 1 (gene IRS1). The coding region runs from base 1 to 3810 and encodes 1269 amino acids. Gene Ontology annotation, cellular component: plasma membrane; cytosol. NCBI's taxonomy places the organism in Eukaryota, Metazoa, Chordata, Mammalia, Eulipotyphla, Soricidae. The record is from RefSeq and is a predicted model, not a curated record. Gene Ontology annotation, molecular function: insulin receptor binding; phosphatidylinositol 3-kinase binding. Gene Ontology annotation, biological process: insulin receptor signaling pathway. The transcript is spliced from 2 exons.
AUGGCGAGCCCCCCGGAGACCGACGGCUUCUCGGACGUGCGCAAGGUGGGCUACCUGCGCAAACCCAAGAGCAUGCACAAGCGCUUCUUCGUGCUGCGGGCGGCCAGCGAGGCGGGGGGCCCCGCGCGCCUCGAGUACUACGAGAACGAGAAGAAGUGGCGGCACAAGUCGAGCGCCCCCAAACGCUCGAUCCCCCUGGAGAGCUGCUUCAACAUCAACAAGCGGGCCGACUCCAAGAACAAGCACCUGGUGGCCCUCUACACCCGGGACGAGCACUUUGCCAUCGCGGCCGACAGCGAGGCCGAGCAGGACAGCUGGUACCAGGCCCUCCUGCAGCUGCACAACCGGGCCAAGGGCCACCACGACGGUGGCGGCGGCGGUGGCGGCGGCGGCGCCGGGGUCCCCGGCGCGGGGGGAGUCGGCGGGAGCAGCUGCAGCGGCAGUUCGGGCCUCGGGGAGGCCGGCGAGGACUUGAGCUAUGGGGACGUGGCCCCGGGCCCCGCCUUCAAGGAGGUCUGGCAGGUGAUCCUGAAGCCCAAGGGCUUGGGGCAGACAAAGAACCUGAUUGGCAUCUACCGGCUGUGUCUGACCAGCAAGACCAUCAGCUUCGUGAAGCUCAACUCGGAGGCGGCGGCCGUGGUGCUGCAGCUGAUGAACAUCCGGCGCUGCGGCCACUCGGAGAACUUCUUCUUCAUCGAGGUGGGCCGCUCGGCGGUGACGGGUCCCGGGGAGUUCUGGAUGCAGGUGGAUGACUCGGUGGUGGCGCAGAGCAUGCACGAGACCAUCCUGGAGGCCAUGCGGGCCAUGAGCGACGAGUUCCGCCCGCGGAGCAAGAGCCAGUCGUCGUCCAACUGCUCCAACCCCAUCAGCGUCCCCCUGCGCCGCCACCACCUCAACAACCCGCCGCCCAGCCAGGUGGGCCUGACCCGCCGCUCGCGCACCGAGAGCAUCACCGCCACGUCCCCGGCCAGCCUGGUGGGCGGCAAGCAGGGCUCCUUCCGGGUGCGCGCCUCCAGCGACGGCGAGGGGACCAUGUCGCGGCCCGCCUCGGUGGACGGCAGCCCCGUGAGCCCCAGCACCAACCGGACCCACGCCCACCGGCACCGGGGCAGCUCCCGCCUGCACCCGCCGCUCAACCACAGCCGCUCCAUCCCCAUGCCGUCCUCCCGCUGCUCGCCCUCGGCCACCAGCCCCGUCAGCCUCUCGUCCAGCAGCACCAGCGGCCACGGCUCCACGUCCGACUGCCUGUUCCCGCGGCGCUCCAGUGCCUCGGUGUCCGGCUCGCCCAGCGAUGGGGGCUUCAUCUCCUCCGACGAGUACGGCUCGAGCCCCUGCGAUUUCCGGAGCUCCUUCCGCAGCGUCACCCCGGAUUCCCUGGGCCACACCCCGCCGGCGCGCGGGGAGGAGGAGCUGAGCAACUACAUCUGCAUGGGUGGCAAGGGGCCCUCGACGCUCGCCGCCCCCAACGGCCACUACAUCCUGCCCCGGGGCGGCAACGGCCACCGCUACGUCCCCGGCGGCACCGCCGCCUUGGGUCUGAGCCCGGCCCUGGCCGCCGAGGACUCGGCCACGGGCGACGUGGACAAUCGCUUCCGCAAGCGGACCCACUCGGCGGGCACCUCGCCCACCAUUUCCCACCAGAAGACCCCCUCGCAGUCGUCCGUGGCGUCCAUCGAGGAGUACACGGAGAUGAUGCCCGCCUACCCGCCAGGAGGGGGCAGCGGUGCCCGCCUGCCCAGCUACCGGCACUCGGCCUUCGUGCCCACCCACUCCUACCCCGAGGAGCCGCUGGAGAUGCACCCCCUGGAGCGCCGCGGGGGCCACGCGCGCCCAGACUCCGCCAACCUCCACACCGACGACGGCUACAUGCCCAUGUCCCCCGGCGUGGCCCCUUCGCCCAGCGGCCGCAAGGGGGGCAGCGGCAGUGGCAGCGGCGGCAGCGGCGGGGGCGGUGACUACAUGCCCAUGAGCCCCAAGAGCGUGUCGGCCCCGCAGCAGAUCAUCAACCCCAUCCGGCGCCACCCGCAGAGAGUGGACCCCAACGGCUACAUGAUGAUGUCCCCCAGCGGCAGCUGCUCCCCGGACAUCUCAGGGGGACCCGGGGGCGGUGGUGGCGGUGGCGGCAGCGGCGGGAGCGCCACCCCCUCGGGGGGCAGCUAUGGCAAGUUGUGGACGAACGGGGUCGGGGGUCACCCCUCCCCCACCCUGCCGCACCCCAAACUCCUGGUGGAGGGCAGCGGGGGCGGCGGCAAGCUGCUGUCCUGUGCCGGCGACUACAUGAACAUGUCCCCCGUGGGGGACUCCGCCACCAGCAGCCCCUCCGACUGCUACUACGUCCCCGAGGACCCCCAGCACAAGCCGGUCCUGUCGUACUGCUCGCUGCCCCGGUCCUUCAAGCACACGCCGCGCCCCGGGGAGCUGGAAGAGCCCGUCCGCCACCAGCACCUGCGCCUGUCGUCCAGCUCGGGCCGCCUGGUCUACGCCGCCACCGCGGCCGAGGACUCCUCGUCGUCCACCAGCAGCGACAGCCUGGGUGGCGGCUACUGCGCUGCGAGGCCCGAGCCGGGCCUGCCGCCCCUCCAUCACCAGGUCCUGCAGCCGCACCUGCCGCGCAAGGUGGACACGGCCGCGCAGACCCACAGCCGCCUGACGCGGCCCACGCGGCUGUCCCUGGGGGACCCCAAGGCCAGCACCCUGCCCCGGGCGCGCGAGCAGCAGCCGCUGCCGCCCCAGGCCCCGCUGCUGCACCCGCCCGAGCCCAAGAGCCCCGGGGAAUAUGUGAAUAUUGAAUUUGGGGGUGACCAGCCGGGCUACCUGUCCGGCCCCGUGGCCUCACGCAGCCCGCCUGCCGUGCGCUGCCCGGCCCUGCUGCAGCCGGCACCCCGAGAGGAGGAGUCGGGCGCCGCCGAGGGGUACAUGAACAUGGACUUGGGGCCCCGGCGGGCCGGCUGGCAGGACAGCGCCGGGCCUGCCCCUCUGGGCACGUCGGGCCUCUGCAGGCCCACCCGGGCGGUGCCCAGCGGCCGCGGGGACUACAUGACCAUGCAGAUGGCCUGUCCCCGGCCCAGCUACGUGGACACCUCGCCCGUGGCCCCCAUCAGCUACGCCGACAUGCGGACAGGGGUCGUGGUGGAGGCGGCGAGCCUCCCCGGGGCCACGGCGGACGCUCCAUCCUCAUCAGCUGCUGCCUCUACUUCCCCCACAGCACCUCCAGGAGCCGGGGAGCUGGCGGGCCGCGCCUCCCUGCUGGGCGCCCCCCAAGGCCCCGGAGCCCUGAGCGCCUUCACCCGGGUCAACCUCAGUCCCAGCCGCAACCAGAGUGCCAAAGUGAUCCGGGCCGACCCGCAGGGGUGCCGAAGGCGGCACAGCUCCGAGACCUUCUCCUCCACGCCAAGUGCCACCCGGGCGGGCAACACGGUGCCCUUCGGGGGGGCCCCUGCCGUCGGGGGCGGCGCCGGCGGCGGGGGCGGCGGCGGUGGCAGUAACAGCACCCAGGAGGUGAAGCGCCACAGCUCCGCUUCCUUCGAGAACGUGUGGCUGCGGCCUGGGGAGCUCGGGGGAGCCCCCAAGGAACCGGCCCAAGUGUGCGGGGCAGCCGGGGGCCUGGAAAACGGGCUUAACUACAUCGACCUGGAUCUGGUCAAGGAUUUCAAACAGAGGCCCCCGGAGCGCCCCCCUCAACCCCAGCCGCCCCCGACCCCGGCCUCGCACCAGUCUCUGGGCAGCAGCGAGAGCAGCCGCCGCUCCAGCGAGGAUUUAAGCGCCUACACCAGCAUCAGUUUCCAGAAGCGGCUAGAGGACCGCCAGUAGUCCGACUGGGCGUCACAGCAGAAUGAAGACCUAAAUGACCUCAGCAAACCCUCCUUUCACUCAUGGGUACCCAGACUCUAUUUCGUGAUUCACAACCAGGACCUCACAUCUUCCUCCUCAGUAGAUGGUACGCUGCAUCCAUUUCAGUUUGUUUACUUUCCACAAUCCUCAGGAGUUCCUUGACUGAACUGCACGUUCUAUAUUGUGCCAAGAAAAAAAACAAAGCACUGUGAUACCAGAACAAUGAGUCUGCUUUUACUUCAUCGUCAACCUUAAAGGGACUUAGCCGGCCACACGAACUUUUGUGUCCAGCACCACACCACGAGAGAAUGGGUUUACUCUCCUUGCGUUCACAAGAUCCAUUUCAUCUGCUGCUGAAACUGUAAACUGUGUUCGACAAAACAGCGUUGUAAAUUAUUUCAUACAAAAAAAAACUGCUCAUGAUGGGUGGAGAGAGUAUUAAAUAUUUAACAUAGGUUUUUGAUUUAUAUGUGUAAUUUUUUUAAAUUAAAAUGUAACUUUUUCUUACAGCACAUCUUUUGUUUUGGAUGUGGAACUGAGGUAUACAAUGGUCUGUUGUAAAGUGUGGAGCGAAUGCUUAAAACAAGGUUAAACAAACAGAGAAGAGUAGACUAGGGUACGAUCCUUGUUUUAAGAUUGUAAUUCAGAAAAAAAUAAUAUAAUAAGAAUCAUAGUGCCAUAGAUGGUUCUCAAUUGUAUAGUUAUAUUUGCUGAUACUAUCUCUUGUAAUAUAGCCCUGAUGUUGAGCUGAGAUCCUUACAAGAAUUAAUCUUAAUUUUGUAUUUUUCCUGUAAGGCGAUAGGCCAUGUUAAUGAAAUGGAAGAAGGAUAUAUUCUAAUGGGUAUUUUCAAGUGUCAGCUUAAAAUUGGCAAUUGAAUGGAAGCAAAAUUGCAAGAAAAGGAAAUCAAAGUCUUCCAUUGUAUAUACUGUAAAGAGGAGGAGUCUUGGGUGAACCCUUCAAAUCGAGAGCUCUCUUUGGAAUGAACAACGUGGGUGUUUGUAAAUUCUGGAAAUUUCUUUCUUUUCCUAAUAAACUAGAGACUGUUGAUCUUC